AUGGCCCUGAGCCAGAGUUCUCACAUCAAUGAUCAAUAUGAGACGGGAGGUCACCUCAGUAGCCGCACUACACCCACGUCUGAACCGGACAGCAGAGCAUCGAGCGGCUCUAGAAAACGUGUUCCAGUUGCUUGCGAGAGAUGCCGGAAACGCAAAAUCAAAUGCAGCGGCAACGAAGGUGAUAGACAAGCAUGUGCAAACUGCAAGAACUCGGGGCUGGAGGACUCGUGUCGCUUUCUACGGGUCUCCUCGGUAGAUCCUAGCCAAUAUGGCUUUCGGGGAUGGCACGGGCCUCCACGGUAUUCACCAUAUUCCCUUCCUACGCACCAUCGUCUGAAUUACGUCUCGAUGCCCUCGAGAUGUAGCCCACAAAGCAGUCUGCAAUAUCAUGCUGUCCCCAAUGGCAUUGACUAUGGUGGAUACACUAAUCAAAGUUCAAAUGUUGACUGGGGAAGAGCACAAUACGUCGGACCCUACUCGCCAUACCCAGAUGACGAAGAAUCCAGUCCUUACACGACCCAGCCACCUCCAUACAUUCUUCCAAACACGGAUCCAAUGUCAACAAACAACGCUUACUAUGUCCAUGGUCAUGGGGUUCGACCACAUCCUGGCGCGCUUUGGCCAGAGACCCAGCAAUAUGUCCCUCAGCCCAAUUCUCAGGCAAGUGGCACAUCCUAUACAAUGCCCAACGAAGCGCCUCAAUCGUUCCAGACAAUGGGGGCUGGUGGAAAUCUGCCAUCAGACCGCAUCCUGCCCCAACCAAUCAAUGCACGCAGCUACAUUCCUACACCAGCCAGUUCAGUCGAUCUGCCGGUUUCUGCUGCAAGUCAACGCAGCCAAACCUACUGGAACGGUGAUGGUGUUACAUCUGUUCAGCAGGUCUCAACCCCAGUAGAACCAAGUGGAGGUCAAGAACAACACAAUUCCAGGGAGAACAUCCCCUACCGAGUUCAGGACAUGACAUACGGCCAGAUGAGUUUGGGCGACGUGCUCUCUGCGACGUCAGUGGCAUCCGGCGAGCAGCUUGCCGUCAAUGAAGCCCAGCCCGCAGUAGUAACGUCGGCCCCGACGGACGACACUCUCUCACAACAUUCGCCUUUGGGUGCGGUCUCUCACCAAACCUUGAAGUCCACGGUGGCGGAUCAUGCUGUGGCAUACGGAUACAAAGGCUCAGUUGAUGGGCACAACUCACAACCCAUGAGAGCUGCCAAUCAGUCCUUUCCUGGUUCAUUCUAUGGACGAGCCCUAGUCUCACAGCAAGAACCUGGCGCACAUGACUGCAGUCCAGACUUUUCUGGUUGUCGGACGGCUGAGUCGACUCGCACCACAGCCAUUUCGCUCAGCAAUACCUCUUCAAAAUACUGA
Molecule: messenger RNA, 1365 nt
Organism: Fonsecaea nubica
Lineage: Eukaryota; Fungi; Ascomycota; Eurotiomycetes; Chaetothyriales; Herpotrichiellaceae
Exons: 3
Coding region: 1-1365 (454 amino acids)
Biological process (GO): regulation of DNA-templated transcription
Molecular function (GO): zinc ion binding; DNA-binding transcription factor activity, RNA polymerase II-specific
Source: RefSeq, a predicted model, not a curated record